AGAGCCCAGGCAGACACAAACACAAAACUGGGAGGACAGACAGGCAGCCCUAAGGACAGACAGUGCAGGAUCGGGAAGGUGUCAGCACCCUCCUGUCUUUGGACAAAUCCAGGAAGUCUUCCUAGAAGGAGGGGAUUUUAGCACAGUAGAAAAAGCAGAAGGGAAGGGAGGUAGUGGGCCUCUGGGGCUGGGGAGAGCCAGCUGCCCCAGGGAGCAUCCCAGCUCGGGUAAAAAGCACCACCUGAGGCUGGGGCUGAGGUGGGAGCAGUGAGGCCUCUGAGAAAACCCCAGAAUAUGUACCUCUGGAGUGGAGCAGAUUCACAGGAGGUCUCAGAGGUUGCCUGGAGCUCCAGGGUAGAGGAAAGAACUUCUCUCCUCAAGUAGUUCUUGAAGACUUUCUGGAAGAAGAAGCCACUUCCAACCCCAGCUCUCCCCACCAAUAAAAGGACCAGGGAGGAUCAGAGAGACCAGAAGGAUCCUGAGACUCGCACUCUGCCGCCCGCACCACCUUCCGCUGCCUCUCAGACUCUGCUCAGCCUCACACGAUGUCGUGCCGCUCCUACAGGAUCAGCUCAGGAUGCGGGGUCACCAGGAACUUCAGCUCCUGCUCAGCUGUGGCCCCCAAAACUGGCAACCGCUGCUGCAUCAGCGCCGCCCCCUACCGAGGGGUGUCCUGCUACCGAGGGCUGACGGGCUUCGGCAGCCGCAGCCUCUGCAACCUGGGCUCCUGCGGGCCCCGGAUAGCUGUAGGUGGCUUCCGAGCCGGCUCCUGCGGACGCAGCUUCGGCUACCGCUCCGGGGGCGUGUGCGGGCCCAGCCCUCCAUGCAUCACCACCGUGUCGGUCAACGAGAGCCUCCUCACGCCCCUCAACCUGGAGAUCGACCCCAACGCACAGUGCGUGAAGCAGGAGGAGAAGGAGCAGAUCAAGUCCCUCAACAGCAGGUUCGCGGCCUUCAUCGACAAGGUGCGCUUCCUGGAGCAGCAGAACAAGCUGCUGGAGACCAAGUGGCAGUUCUACCAGAACCAGCGCUGCUGUGAGAGCAACCUGGAGCCACUGUUCAGUGGCUACAUUGAGACUCUGCGGCGGGAGGCUGAGUGUGUGGAGGCUGACAGCGGGAGGCUGGCCUCAGAGCUCAACCAUGUGCAGGAGGUGCUGGAGGGCUACAAGAAGAAGUAUGAAGAGGAGGUGGCCCUGAGAGCCACAGCAGAGAAUGAGUUUGUCGUUCUAAAGAAGGACGUGGACUGCGCCUACCUGCGGAAAUCAGACCUGGAGGCCAAUGUGGAGGCCCUGGUGGAGGAGUCUAGCUUCCUGAGGCGCCUCUAUGAAGAGGAGAUCCGCGUUCUCCAAGCCCACAUCUCAGACACCUCGGUCAUAGUCAAGAUGGACAACAGCCGAGACCUGAACAUGGACUGCAUCGUCGCUGAGAUCAAGGCUCAGUAUGACGAUGUUGCCAGCCGCAGCCGGGCCGAGGCUGAGUCCUGGUACCGUAGCAAGUGUGAGGAGAUGAAGGCCACGGUGAUCAGGCACGGGGAGACCCUGCGCCGCACCAAGGAGGAGAUCAACGAGCUGAACCGCAUGAUCCAGAGGCUGACGGCCGAGAUUGAGAAUGCCAAGUGCCAGCGUGCCAAGCUGGAGGCUGCUGUGGCCGAGGCAGAGCAGCAGGGUGAGGCGGCCCUCAGCGAUGCCCGCUGCAAGCUGGCUGAGCUGGAGGGCGCCCUGCAGAAGGCCAAGCAGGACAUGGCCUGCCUGCUCAAGGAGUACCAGGAGGUGAUGAACUCCAAGCUGGGCCUGGACAUCGAGAUCGCCACCUACAGGCGCCUGCUGGAGGGCGAGGAACACAGGCUGUGUGAAGGUGUGGGCUCUGUGAAUGUCUGUGUCAGCAGCUCCCGUGGUGGAGUCUCCUGUGGGGGCCUCUCCUACAGCACCACCCCAGGGCGCCAGAUCACUUCUGGCCCCUCAGCCAUAGGGGGCAGCAUCACGGUGGUGGCCCCUGACUCCUGUGCCCCCUGCCAGCCUCGCUCCUCCAGCUUCAGCUGCGGGAGUAGCCGGUCGGUCCGCUUUGCCUAGUAGAGUCAUGGAGCCAGGGCUUCCUGCCAAGCACCUGCCUGCCUGCAUCACUGCACUGAAUGGCAUGUGAAUGGAAAAUGUGUGCUUGCUUCCAGAAUCUUCCGGAUGUUCCUACAGAGGGAAAGACCCUCGGGCCGCUCCCCUGCGCCUUUUCAUGCUAGGGAGAUGCAUCCUAGUUGUCCUCCUGGCAGCUGUUUUCAGAGGCAUUCCCAGCCCUUCACUUAACUCCUACUUAUCUCCAAAAUACCUGUAGCCAAUUUGUAUUAUUCCCCCAGCUCUCAGGGACAAGACCAGUCCCCCAGCGUGGUGGUCAGCACAGAAGCUCCACCUCCUGGGUGGAGGCGCCAUCCUAACCAUCCAGCCAGGCCACCCACAACCCAAGAAUCAGGGAGAAAGUCCCUCCCCAGCAGCCUCCACCUCCUGGGUGGAGACACCAUCCUAACCAUCCAGCCAGGCCACCCACAACCCAAGAAUCAGGGAGAAAGUCCCUCCCCAGCAGCCCCCUCCUCCUGGCUGGGAAGAAUGGUCCCCCAGCAAGCACUUGCCUGUUCAUUCCCGUUCAUGUUUUGCUUCUCUCUCAGACUGCCUUCCUGCUUCUGGGCUAACCUGUUCCAGCCAGGCUCCUCAUGUGACCUCGCAGUUGAGAAGCCCAUUAUCGUGGGGCAUCCUUUUGCCUACAGACCCUGGUUAGGGCACUUUGGACAGGUCUUGCUAUUCAGUGCACCUUUGUACAUUUCAAAGAAGACUCCAUGGCUGCUCCAGAUGCCCCCUUGCUGGGUGCAGGUGGGGACUGUCCAAUGCAGAGCUGGCGGGACAGAGAGUUAAGCCACUUCCUGGGUCUCCUUCUUAUGACUGUCUAUGGGUGCAUUGCCUUCUGGGUUGUCUCGAUCUGUGUUUCAAUAAAUGCCGCUGCG
Messenger RNA from Gorilla gorilla gorilla (western lowland gorilla), 2983 nucleotides. It is a transcript of the gene KRT85, whose product is annotated as keratin 85. The record is from RefSeq and is a predicted model, not a curated record. The coding region runs from base 546 to 2069 and encodes 507 amino acids. The transcript has 10 exons. Gene Ontology annotation, biological process: intermediate filament organization; keratinization. Gene Ontology annotation, cellular component: keratin filament. Gene Ontology annotation, molecular function: structural constituent of skin epidermis. NCBI's taxonomy places the organism in Eukaryota, Metazoa, Chordata, Mammalia, Primates, Hominidae.